Molecule: messenger RNA, 2731 nt
Organism: Aspergillus wentii DTO 134E9
Lineage: Eukaryota; Fungi; Ascomycota; Eurotiomycetes; Eurotiales; Aspergillaceae
Exons: 3
Coding region: 108-2258 (716 amino acids)
Cellular component (GO): membrane
Source: RefSeq, a predicted model, not a curated record
UCUUCUUCCUUCCUUCUAACAUUACUUUUGUGCCUUUUGUUACGAUACCCUCAUAAUCCCCUUUUACAAUAAUACCCACAUACUCUUAAUCUGUGUCGUGCGGCAUCAUGGUCAACCGUUUCUAUCCUCAAUCUGGGGCCCAGCCAGCUGUCAGCAAUGGCACUAACGCGCCGAUUGACGUCCUCUGCGGCCCUCUGAUCAAUUUCAAGAACAUGCAUGUCGAAACGUCCUCCUCCGUAUGGCAUGGAAGCGUGUUGAUUGUCACCAAACCGGGCCAGGGACAGCCGCAGUUGCACUUGCGCCAGGCUGGUCCCAUUGACACCAACGUUCAAGCCGAAUUCAAUGCGUCCAGUCAUGCGAUUGAUGGACUCAUGCUUUACGAAGAUCCCGGGAAGGCGUUUUGGCGAUUCUCGCUCUCGAUACCACUGGAAUCAUACGAGGCGCGCUGGGAUUAUGACAUCCCCGACCUCCAGUAUGUCAACAGCCAAUUGAACCGCUCCCCGAUGACGUUUGUGGUUCCCUCGGUGAACCAGUCCAUGCGCAUCAUGUUUCACUCCUGCAAUGGUUUCUCUGUCGGUACUGAUAUGGACGCUUGGAUCGGCCCCAGUCUGUGGAAUGAUGUAGUGCGGUUGCAUGCGCAGAAACCAUUCCACGUUAUGAUCGGUGGCGGUGACCAGAUCUACCAAGACGGGAUUCGUGUGGAUGGCCCUCUUAAUGAAUGGACUUCGAUUAGCAACCCCCAUAAAAGACGGGCACAUGACUUCAACAAUGAUCUCCGUGCGCGGUGUGAUGACUGGUACUAUGACAGAUAUAUUGACUGGUACUCGACUGAGCCCUUCAAGACGGCGAACGGGCAGAUCCCCCAGAUUAACGUCUGGGAUGAUCACGACAUUAUUGACGGUUUCGGCUCCUACACGGAUCACUUCAUGCGUUGCUCCGUCUUCCGGGGCAUUGGAGGCGUCGCUUUCAAGUACUACUGUUUGUUUCAGCAUCAUAUUGCGCCACCCAAGUCGACCUAUACCACGGACGCCCCGCAAACUAUGCAGGCCGUCGACGGAACUGCAGGUGCCGAUCCUCGGCAGUUGGAAAACACCUUUGUCCUGGAAGAGAAAGUGGCAGAUGACAGCUGGAUCAUUGGCAAUAACCCUGGUCCCUAUGUAGAGGAAAAGAGUCGGAAUCUGUACAUGCGCCUCGGUAAGCGAAUCGCGUUCCUCGGUGUCGACGCUCGCACAGAACGUACUCGUCACCAGGUCAACUACCCAGAUACCUACGAUCUCAUGUUUUCUCGUCUCGAACGCGAAAUUGCAGCAGCAAACGGCGACAUCAAACAUCUGGUGGUCUUGCUGGGUGUUCCAAUCGCCUAUCCCCGUCUGGCAUGGCUGGAGAACAUUCUGAGCUCCCCAAUCAUUGCACCGAUCCGUCUUUUGAACAAGCGUUUUGGGGUUGCCGGUGGGCUGUUCAACCAGUUUGAUGGCCAGGUGGAUUUGUUGGAUGACCUGGACGACCACUAUACCGCUCGUCAGCACAAGCGAGAGCGAAAGCUUUUUGUUCUGCGUCUUCAAGAUCUUGCCAAGGCCAACAACAUCCGAGUGACGAUCUUGGGCGGUGAUGUGCAUCUAGCCGCCAUCGGGCGAUUCUAUUCGCACCCCAAGCUUGGCAUCCAAAGCGAGAACGACCACCGGUACAUGGUCAACGUUGUCAGCAGCGCUAUCACCAACAAGCCUCCUCCCAAAGCGGUGGCCAAUCUUCUGGCCCGGAGAAACAAACUGCAUCAUUUGGAUCAUUACACCGAUGAGACCCUCAUGCCUUUCUUCGACCAGCAGCCAGGAGGAAAGGAGAAGAGUGCUGCAUGGAACAAGGUUACGAUGCCAUCCCGGAACUUCGCUUGUCUCACUGAAGUCGAGACUCCGGUCUCAAAUGGUGAUGAUCAAGCCCCACCGAAUGGAGACUCCCCAUUCACUCUGCCCAAGGAUGGACACGCGCCGCUUCACAGGGGCGAGGCUGGUGCAGGCAGUAAGCACUCUGCUGCGGAUGGCGUUAGCAAUAUCAGCGGCAUGCAUGGUGGCUUGGAUGUUUCUAUUAGAGUAGAAAUCGACCCGCAAGACAGAGACGGAACUACCGAUGGUUAUGGAUUCAGCAUUCCUCCAUUGGAAUACAUUCCUCACCCGAGCGGUUCACGCCCUGGUUCGGCACGUCCUCAUUCUCUGCGGGAAUCUCUUCGCCCCCGUUCAGCACGUCCUUCAACUGCUAUCAAUUAAUUUUUCCGCUUUCUCGGGAAAAGAAAUUCUGCACUCUCCUAGCUACUCCUAGGUGCAUGUAGAUGUUAAGUCUGUCCUAGUUGAUUGUUUUCAUUUCUCUACUGUUAAGAUAAUUCUGCUGCGGCGCAGCGAGUUGAUACUCUGACGUUAUGUUUUGAUUUUUGUAUAUCCCGAGCAUCUUUUGGCUUAAUACAAUACUUGAAAUUUCCUCAUCCAGCAACCGUGCUUGUUUGCCGUGGCUUUUGGAUGAGACAAUCUAGCCUUUGGCCUUAUCUCUACAUGUCGACACCUGUUUGCAUACUCCUUAUUGGAGAGUUUUUAAAAAAUAUAGUGCCGGAAAAGUGGCCUUGAGAUGUUUCUCAAUGCUCAUUCCGCUAGACAAUCACUAAGAAUUGUCGUUGCGUUGGCUAGCUUACAAGCCUUCUUCCGGUUUCCUUGACCGCGAUUUCUUCGUGGGCAUUCCAAUUCUUCAA